Messenger RNA from Equus caballus (horse), 2585 nucleotides. RefSeq names its product adrenoceptor alpha 1D (gene ADRA1D). Gene Ontology annotation, molecular function: alpha1-adrenergic receptor activity. Lineage: Eukaryota; Metazoa; Chordata; Mammalia; Perissodactyla; Equidae. The record is from RefSeq and is a predicted model, not a curated record. Gene Ontology annotation, cellular component: plasma membrane. Gene Ontology annotation, biological process: adenylate cyclase-activating adrenergic receptor signaling pathway; phospholipase C-activating G protein-coupled receptor signaling pathway; cell-cell signaling.
CCCGGGCCCGGCCCCCGACGGCCGCGCUUUGAGAUGACUUUCCGAGACCUCCUAAGCGUCAGUUUCGAGGGACCCCGCCCGGACUGCAGCGCCGGGGGCUCCAGCGCGGGCGGCGGCGGGGGCGGCCCGGGCGGCCCGGCCGCCUCGGAGGGCCCUGCGGUGGGCGGCGUGCCGGGGGCCGCGGGCGGCGGCGGCGGCGUGGUGGGCGCGGGCAGCGGCGAGGAGAACCGGAGCUCCGCCGGGGAGCCGGGGGGCGCGGGCACUGGCGGCGAAGUGAAUGGCACGGCGGCCGUCGAGGGGCUGGUGGUGAGCGCGCAGGGCGUGGGCGUGGGCGUCUUCCUGGCCGCCUUCAUCCUAACGGCAGUGGCGGGCAACUUGCUUGUCAUCCUCUCGGUGGCCUGCAACCGCCACCUGCAGACGGUCACCAACUAUUUCAUUGUGAACCUGGCCGUAGCCGACCUGCUGCUGAGCGCCACGGUGCUGCCGUUCUCGGCCACCAUGGAGGUUCUAGGCUUCUGGGCCUUCGGCCGGGCCUUCUGUGACGUGUGGGCCGCCGUGGACGUGCUGUGCUGCACGGCCUCCAUCCUCAGCCUCUGCACCAUCUCGGUGGACCGGUACGUGGGCGUGCGCCACUCGCUAAAGUACCCUGCCAUCAUGACGGAGCGCAAGGCGGCCGCCAUCCUGGCGCUGCUCUGGGCCGUAGCCCUCGUGGUGUCCGUCGGGCCGCUGCUGGGCUGGAAGGAGCCGGUGCCCCCUGACGAACGCUUCUGCGGCAUCACAGAGGAGGCGGGCUAUGCCGUCUUCUCCUCCGUGUGCUCUUUCUACCUGCCCAUGGCCGUCAUCGUGGUCAUGUACUGCCGCGUGUACGUCGUGGCGCGAAGCACCACGCGCAGCCUCGAGGCGGGCGUCAAGCGCGAGCGGGGCAAGGCCUCCGAGGUGGUGCUGCGCAUCCACUGUCGCGGAGCCAGCCUGGGCGCAGACGGGGCACACGGGAUGCGCAGCGCCAAGGGCCACACCUUCCGCAGCUCACUGUCCGUGCGCCUGCUCAAGUUCUCGCGCGAGAAGAAGGCGGCCAAGACGCUGGCCAUCGUCGUGGGUGUCUUCGUGCUCUGCUGGUUCCCCUUCUUCUUCGUCCUGCCCCUCGGCUCCCUGUUCCCGCACCUGAAGCCCUCCGAGGGCGUCUUCAAGGUUAUCUUCUGGCUCGGCUACUUCAACAGCUGCGUGAACCCGCUCAUCUACCCCUGCUCCAGCCGCGAGUUCAAGCGCGCCUUCCUCCGCCUCCUGCGCUGCCAGUGCCAUCGUCGCCGGCGCCGCCGCCCCCUCUGGCGCGUCUACGGCCACCACUGGCGGGCCUCGACCGGCGGGCUGGGCCCCGACUGCGCCCCCGGCCCUGGCGCCGCGCCCCCCGGGGCACCGCUGGCCCUCACCGCGCCCUCGGCCCCCGGCUCUCCGGGCACGUCCGAGGCGCAGGCUCCGGUCGCCGGCCGUCGAAAGCCGCCUUGCGCCUUCCACGAGUGGAGGCUGCUCGGGCCGUUCCGGAGACCCACCACCCAGCUGCGAGCCAAGGUCUCCAGCCUGUCGCACAAGAUCCGCGCCGGGAGCGCGCAGCGCGCAGAGGCCGCGUGCGCCCUGCGUUCGGAGGUGGAAGCCGUGUCCCUAGGCGUCCCCCACGACGUGGCCGAGGGCGCCACCUGCCAGGCCUACGAAUUGGCCGACUGCAGCAACCUCCGAGAGACUGAUAUUUAAGGACCCCCACCGUCCCUGAGCUAGGCUGGGGAGCGCGCUGGGGGAGGGGAAGAGGUGGGGGUGGGGGGGGGGACAUGGAGAGGGAGGCUGGCUUUGUUCAAGAGGCCGCGCGGAUCAGGGCCUGGGAAAUGGAUCAGGGCGGCUGCACUGUGGCAUCCCUGAGGAACUGAGGAGGGGCUGGGGCCCCCGAAGGGUGGAAAGAUAUGAGCUGCUCCUGCACACAGGUGUCCCAAGCUCCUUUCCGAGGAAGGGGCUGCGGGCUCCGCAGGGCCAUUUGCUCCCAAACCCUGUUUGAGAAACACUGCCCCAUCCAUGCCUUGAUCGCUGGAUAGACGAAUCCAAGUAUGGACAGGCGCCUGCCCCUCCUCUUGGGGAGGAGAGAGCACAGAGGCCCUGCCUGGCUGCCCCAGUGCUUCCCCAGGGGAAAAGUCAGUGGGGCCAGGGCUUCUCAAUGGACACAAUUUCUCCCUACUGCCGACUGGAGGAACCCGUGGACCUGCCACCGCCACCCACAAGCUUUGGUGGCAGAUUGGAUGACUGUCCUACCAGGCUGUUGUAUUUACCCAUGGGCCCACUCUCCCUACCAAGCCCCUCCGCGCACACCCCUGGACCUGCCUCCAUCACCUCCCCCAAGGGCCUUACUGUUUACACUCUGUACAUAGCUCGUGUGCCUGUGCCCAUCACUUCUCGCUGGGAUCCAGAGCCAUCAAAUGGGGAGAGCUUUAUGUGUCAUUUUGAGACAUAUUUAUUGGUAAGAGUACUUUAUUUUGUCCAAACUGUGCAAACUGUCCCUCUUUAGCUUAUAACCCAUAAAGAACUACUUUGGUUUUUUUCUAAAA